AUGGACAACGAUUUUAUCAGUCAAGCGAUUGAAUGCUGUAAGGGAAUCUACUUGCUCUAUACGCUCCUUCCUCGCUGUAUCAUUGUUGGUACUGAAGAGAUCGACCAGAUUGUGGUGAACACCUCCAUGAACCAGAACAUUUCAUUUGCAAGAGGGAUUCGCUGUGAUUUCUGGGCUAUCAAGUGUUUAUUAGUAUCUAAAGAUGCCAUGCUCAAUCACGACGAUGCUCGUCAUCCCUUGAUCGAAAUUCUCAAUGGUAUUGCCAAAUACAACUGGGUUUCCUUGUCUAAAGAAGAUUUGAUAAAGUCUUCAUACGAAUAA
Mucor velutinosus is the source of this 321-nucleotide messenger RNA. Its product is annotated as Aldo_ket_red domain-containing protein. Lineage: Eukaryota; Fungi; Mucoromycota; Mucoromycetes; Mucorales; Mucoraceae. The record is from RefSeq and is a predicted model, not a curated record. The transcript has a single exon. The coding region runs from base 1 to 321 and encodes 106 amino acids.